AUGUCAUUCAGUGCCACCAUCUUGUUCUCGCCUCCCAAUGCCAAAGAGGCCAAGUGCUGCUGUUGCAGCUGCAAGCAGGAGCCAGGGACUCAGGCGACUGCCGCCCCGCCGCCCCCGUCUUCGCCGUGCACCCCCAUUACCGUUACAGGAAGCGGGUUGGCGGUGCAGUCUUCAGAACAGCUCCUGCAUGUCAUCUACCAACGUGUCGAAAAGGCUGUCAGCCUUGCUGAGGUGGCGCUGAGUCUGGCGAAGGCCAACAAUGAAGCCCUGAGGCGACUGGAAGAGGAAAUGGGAGCACUGCGCCGUGGGACACCCGCAGCCCUCAAAGCCAGCCCUCUGUGUGUUCCAGAGGAGCACCAACAGGACAAUGCAGAGGAAGAUGAGGAACAAGAAGCCGAAGGCUUCAGAAAUGGUGUCCAGGUGGUCAUUGAAGAGCUGAGGCAGCUGGGAGCAGCAGCAGGGCCACCUGGGCACUUGGGUUUCUCUCCUGUGCAGCUGGGAGCUGGAGGGCUUGGUGUGGUAGCCGAAGAACCCCCCACAGUAGAUGUCUCCAUGCAGCAGGUCUAUGCCACAGCCUCUUCACCUGCUCCUCAGAUGGCUCAUCAGCCAGUCCUACAGGCCCUGGAUGACCCUCUCUCCUGCCCGGAGGUGUCCCCUAACAGCCCCACCUUGGAGGAUCCCAUUCAUGGGGAGCCACGUUUCUCUUUGGGCUUUGCCAGUCUUCCAUGUAGAAGCCGAAGCAUUGGACAGAAGAAUGCGAGGCGCAAGAGAGACCUGGUGCUCUCAAAACUGGUGCAUAAUGUCCAUAACCACAUCACCAAUGAUAAGAGGUUUGAUGGCUCUGAAAGCAUUAAAUCUUCAUGGAAUAUCUCUGUUGUGAAAUUCUUGCUAGAAAAACUGAAGCAUGAAUUGGUAUCAAAUCACCAUAAUUACACGGACAAAGAGUUAAAAGGUGCCUGUGUGGCCUACUUUCUGACUAAGCGACGUGAGUAUCGUAAUUCUCUCAACCCCUUCAAAGGACUCAAGGAGAAGGAAGAGAAGAAGCUACGCAGCAGACGUUAUCGGCUUUUUGCAAACCGUUCGGGGGUGGCACGUCUGUUAGGCCCUGAAGAGCAGCGUGUGUGGCAAGGUGUGACUGAGGAGCUCAUGUCAGAUGAGGAAGACAGCCUGAGUGAGCCUGGCGUGUGGGUGGCGCGUCCCCCACGAUUCCGUGCUGCUCCCCUCACUCAGCUCUGCUACCGGCUGGACGCCAACUCAAAGCACGGUACCAAAGCCAACCGGGUGUAUGGACAUCCCUCGGAUCGCUUGCCCUCUGCUGAAGCCCAGCUUCUGCCACAGCACCUCUAUAACCCUCUUUUUCAAGAAGAAGAAGCAAGAGCUGGCACCCCCCCUCACCCACCCAGCCACAAAGGUUUUUGUCCCGACCUCAGCACCUUUGUCGAGAUCAAAGUGGAAAAGGAUGAGUGACCUAAGAUGGCUGGCCUUGUUUACUACGGCAGCCAGAAUAACAGGGAAGAGAGAAGACAGGGUCAAAUGAGAUGCUUUCACCUCCGAUUGAGUUCAUUUCCUUCUUCAAGGUUGGGAGGGGAAGCAAAUUGUCAGGUGACUUUUGCCAAGUGACUUUUAUGGGCUUAAACAAGUCUUCACUUCAUCGGAAGCCCCUUUUAGGUCACAGUGGAGAAGAAAUAGUAAUUGUGAUGGACAACGCUGAAAAAGGGAACCCUUUGCAGUUAUAAUGACUGAUCUAUAUUAUUGCAGAGGGAAUUCUCUCCACUCUGAGCUUAGGAUAAGGCAAACUUG
This is a messenger RNA of Elgaria multicarinata webbii, 1800 nucleotides long. It is a transcript of the gene C11H14orf93, whose product is annotated as chromosome 11 C14orf93 homolog. The record is from RefSeq and is a predicted model, not a curated record. Bases 1 to 1467 code for a protein of 488 amino acids. NCBI's taxonomy places the organism in Eukaryota, Metazoa, Chordata, Lepidosauria, Squamata, Anguidae. The transcript has 6 exons.